This is a messenger RNA of Nymphaea colorata (pocket water lily), 783 nucleotides long. Its product is annotated as 40S ribosomal protein S20-2-like. Lineage: Eukaryota; Viridiplantae; Streptophyta; Magnoliopsida; Nymphaeales; Nymphaeaceae. Gene Ontology annotation, cellular component: cytosolic small ribosomal subunit; ribosome. Gene Ontology annotation, biological process: translation. The record is from RefSeq and is a predicted model, not a curated record. Bases 160 to 528 code for a protein of 122 amino acids. The transcript is spliced from 4 exons. Gene Ontology annotation, molecular function: RNA binding; structural constituent of ribosome.
GCGUUCUUCACCACUGUCUCGCUUAUGUUGCCGUCCGCCCCAGGGGUUAGGGUUUCUCCCGAAAGAAAGAGAGCGGGAGGCGUCAAGGGAGCUUCUCUAUCUUUCCUGCUUUCCAGGACAAUCCGACCAGUCUUUAAGUGAGAAGAAAGAAAAAGUACGAUGGCUUUAGGAAUGAUGAAACCUAUGAAGCCUGGUUUUGAAGAACCACAGGAGCAGGUCCAUCGCAUUCGUAUCACUCUCUCAUCCAAGAGUGUGAAGAAUCUGGAGAAGGUUUGUGCUGACCUUGUCCGUGGUGCAAAGGACAAAAGGCUGAAAGUCAAGGGACCUGUUAGGAUGCCAACAAAGGUUCUGCAUAUCACUACCCGAAAGUCCCCAUGUGGAGAAGGGACAAACACUUGGGAUCGGUUUGAGCUGCGAGUCCACAAAAGAGUUAUCGAUCUUGUUAGUUCAUCCGAGGUUGUAAAACAAAUCACAUCCAUCACCAUUGAGCCUGGUGUAGAGGUUGAGGUGACAAUUGCUGAUGUUUGAAGCCGAUCUUUGAAGAGAGAGUUGCUAGUCUGCUUCUUCUUCUUCUUCCAAUUUUGUUUCUCUCCCAUGUGGGGGUGAGCUUCCUUUUGUAGGAAUUGGAUCCUCUCUCUCUUUAUUUGUGUUUAAAAACAUUCAUGGCAAGUAAUAUUGUUCUUAGCCUUUGUUUGGAUAUCAGUUGAUGCUUUAGAAUGUUGAAAGACUGAAAUGCUUCAUGAACUUUGUAUCAAUGUCUGGAAAUAUGGAGCUUUUAGAUUA